AAACAGCUGUGUUUGUUGUUAUCAGAAGAUUGUAAUUGCGUGUACUUUCGUCGGCGUAAUUGUUUUCUGCACCAUGAUCGAGUGAUCGCGUAGCUAUCCACGGGCUCCUCAAAUUUUCUUUGACUCAUCGCACUUGGAACACGUGAACACGGCUGCACUUUUGGCAAACCGGGCCUCUGCUAAUUAAAUUAGUGCAGUGGGGAGGCGGCCCAUUCAAGGUCGGCCAUGUCGGCGGUAGCCAUCGCUAUAAAUGCAGCCAUUUCGGGCGCUGCUUACUGUAUGACUGUCCGGAUGAUUCCAAGAUUCCGAGACAUGUUCAUCAAGGCCAAUCUCUUUGGCAAUGAUCUCUGCAAAAAGGACAAGCCACAGGUACCCGAAUCCUUUGGCGUUCUGAUUGGCUGUGUGUUUCUGGUAUCCCUGUUCGUCUUCAUACCCAUUCCCUUUGCCUUCGAUGAAGCGGCUGCCACGGAUGCGAUUACGGGCGGGAAACCCGAUACAUUUCCACACGAUAAGUUCGUGGAAUUGAUUGCCGCCUUAUUGUCCAUUUGCUGCAUGAUCUUUCUGGGAUUCGCCGAUGACGUUUUGGAUCUCCGAUGGCGGCACAAGCUGCUCCUGCCCACUAUUGCCACGUUACCCCUUCUUAUGGUGUACUACGUCAACUACAAUUCUACUACGGUUAUCAUGCCCAACUUUGCGAGGGAUUUAGUUGGAACCUCUUUGAAUAUCGGUGUUCUGUACUACGUCUUCAUGGGCAUGUUGGCGGUAUUCUGCACAAAUGCCAUCAACAUCCUGGCUGGAAUCAAUGGCUUGGAGGUGGGACAGUCCUUGAUAAUCGCGGGCUCCAUUUUGCUUUUCAAUGCCAUUGAGUUGUCUCUGGGCCAUCAGGUGGACUCGCAUAUAUUCUCCAUUUACUUCAUGCUGCCGUUUUUGGCCACCACGCUAGCACUUUGGAAGUUCAACAAAUAUCCAUCGCAGGUGUUUGUUGGCGACACCUACUGCUACUUUGCUGGCAUGACCUUUGCCGUGGUCGGCAUCCUGGGGCACUUCAGCAAGACCUUGCUGCUGUUCUUCCUGCCGCAGAUAUUGAACUUCUUAUACUCCACCCCCCAGCUGUUCCACUUCGUGCCCUGCCCCCGUCACCGGUUGCCCAAGUACGACGGCAAGACGGAUCUGCUGCACAUCAGCACCACGGAGUUCCGCCUGGAGGAGCUCAACACUCCGGGUCGCCUGAUGGUCACAGUGCUGCGGAAGCUGCGACUGAUAAGCUGGCAUACCAAAGCGGACGGAGUCGUGAGGACCAACAAUUUCACCCUCAUCAACUUUGUCCUGGUUAUUUUUGGACCCGUCCAUGAACGAGUGGUCACACAGAUGCUGAUGGGAUUCCAGGUGAUGUGUACUCUGGUUGCUCUGACCAUUCGCUACCCCCUGGCCAACUACUUCUAUGCGAAAACGUAACCACAGGUCCUCGAUCGUUGAUUCUGAUAUUUAUUGUAGUAUGCCUUUGCUAAGUUAACUUUACAAACAGAAUACAUUUAUUUAAUUCCUACACAAAAUAUUUCCCGAAAAUAAGUCAUAAGUAAAAAUCUGUAUUUCACUCGUCAAUAAAGAACCAAGCGAACUAACUCAAAA
Drosophila ficusphila is the source of this 1629-nucleotide messenger RNA. It is a transcript of the gene Alg7, whose product is annotated as UDP-N-acetylglucosamine--dolichyl-phosphate N-acetylglucosaminephosphotransferase. Gene Ontology annotation, cellular component: membrane. The record is from RefSeq and is a predicted model, not a curated record. NCBI's taxonomy places the organism in Eukaryota, Metazoa, Arthropoda, Insecta, Diptera, Drosophilidae. Gene Ontology annotation, biological process: dolichol-linked oligosaccharide biosynthetic process; protein N-linked glycosylation. Gene Ontology annotation, molecular function: UDP-N-acetylglucosamine-dolichyl-phosphate N-acetylglucosaminephosphotransferase activity.